Messenger RNA from Castor canadensis (American beaver), 2166 nucleotides. It is a transcript of the gene Foxd3, whose product is annotated as forkhead box D3. The record is from RefSeq and is a predicted model, not a curated record. Gene Ontology annotation, biological process: regulation of transcription by RNA polymerase II; cell differentiation; anatomical structure morphogenesis. Lineage: Eukaryota; Metazoa; Chordata; Mammalia; Rodentia; Castoridae. Gene Ontology annotation, molecular function: RNA polymerase II cis-regulatory region sequence-specific DNA binding; DNA-binding transcription factor activity, RNA polymerase II-specific.
CAGCCCCCAGCGACCCCCAUCGCCUUCUUGCUCCUUCCCCGCCGCCGCCGCCGCCGCCGCCGCCGCCACCAACCCGGAGGAGGGAUGACCCUCUCCGGCGGCGGCAGCGCCAGCGAUAUGUCCGGCCAGACGGUGCUGACGGCCGAGGACGUGGACAUCGAUGUGGUGGGCGAGGGCGACGAUGGGCUGGAGGAGAAGGACAGCGACGUGGGUUGCGAUAGCCCCGCGGGGCCGCCGGAGCUGCGCCUGGACGAGGCGGACGAGGGGCCGCCGGCAGCACCCCAUCACGGGCAGCCUCAGCCGCCCCAUCAGCAGCCCCUGGCAUUGGCCAAGGAGGCGGCCGGGGCCGGGGCCGCGCCUGGAAGCGAGGCGGGAGCGCCGGAGGCGGACGGCUGUAAGGGCGGCGAGGAGGGAGCCGCGAGCGGCGGCGGCGGCGGCGGGGGGCCGGGUGCGGGAGGCGGUGCGGCGGGCGGCCUGACCCCGAGCAAGCCCAAGAACAGCCUGGUGAAGCCGCCCUACUCGUACAUCGCGCUCAUCACCAUGGCCAUCCUGCAGAGCCCGCAGAAGAAGCUGACCCUGAGUGGCAUCUGCGAGUUCAUCAGCAACCGCUUCCCCUACUACCGGGAGAAGUUCCCCGCCUGGCAGAACAGCAUCCGCCACAACCUCUCGCUCAACGACUGCUUCGUCAAGAUCCCCCGCGAGCCGGGCAACCCGGGCAAGGGCAACUACUGGACCCUGGACCCGCAGUCCGAGGACAUGUUCGACAACGGCAGCUUCCUGCGGCGCCGGAAGCGCUUCAAGCGCCACCAGCAGGAGCACCUGCGCGAGCAGACGGCGCUCAUGAUGCAGAGCUUCGGCGCCUACAGCCUGGCGGCGGCGGCCGGCGCCGCGGGACCCUACGGCCGCCCCUACGGCCUGCAUCCCGCGGCCGCGGCCGGCGCCUACUCGCACUCGGCGGCCGCCGCAGCUGCAGCCGCGGCCGCCGCGCUCCAGUACCCGUACGCGCUGCCGCCGGUGGCGCCCGUGCUGCCGCCCGCCGUGCCCCUGCUGCCCUCGGGCGAGCUGGGCCGCAAAGCGGCCGCCUUCGGCUCGCAGCUCGGCCCGGGCCUGCAGCUCCAGCUCAACAGCCUGGGCGCCGCCGCGGCCGCUGCGGGCACGGCGGGCGCCGCGGGCACCACGUCGCUCAUCAAGUCCGAGCCCAGCGCGCGGCCGUCGUUCAGCAUCGAGAAUAUCAUCGGCGGGGGCCCCGCGGCGCCCGGGGGCUCGGCCGCGAGUGCGGGGGGCGCCGGCGGCACUGGGGGGGCCGGGGGCGGCGGCACCGCGCAGUCCUUCCUACGGCCGCCCGGGACCGUGCAGUCAGCGGCGCUCAUGGCCACGCACCAGCCACUGUCGCUGAGCCGGACGACUGCCACUAUCGCGCCCAUCCUGAGCGUGCCGCUCUCUGGACAGUUCCUGCAGCCUGCAGCCUCGGCCGCCGCCGCCGCUGCCGCCGCCGCUCAAGCCAAGUGGCCCGCGCAAUAGGGACGCGCCGGUGGCCGGGACGCCAGGCCCGGCGGCGGCCCCGGGCGGCGACUGGCCUUCCACGCUGCGCACUCCGCCCUGGUCCCGGUCUCCCUGUCCAAGUCCUGGACGCUGCGAAUCCCUGAUUCACCCCCCCCUACACACACACACCCCGCCCCCAUCAGCGACCUUCCGCGACCUCCGUCCCCUCGCGCACAACUAAGCUGGCGGAGCAAACUCCACGCGCGCCCGCCGGGAAUAGCUUUCCAUACAGGUAAAACCCAAUUUCCAAAAAUGCACCCCGACGGCGCCUGCUCUCAGUACCGUAGGGUGGGAGGGAAAUUCUUUGUACAUAUUUGUAUAAAAAUUAUUGACUUUCCUUUUGGGGGUUUUUAUUUUUUUAAGAAAAAAAAAACAAAUUCAGUAGAUUUAGAGCUCUGAACUUUCAUUUUUUUUGAAGGUUCACUCUCCGAAGUUUUAUCCGCAAAAAAGAAUGUAUAGAGACGUUGGGAGAUUUUAAAUACAAAAAAAAAAUUUUCAAAAAGGCGAAGUGUCAUUCUAUUAUAAAGGUCUGUUUAUAUAUGAAUGGAUAUAUAUAUAUAUAUGGUAUUCUAAAUGUUAUUCCAUCGUGUUGUACACAACUUUGUAAAUAAAUUUUUAAAAUGC